AUGGGAGGCAUUAAAAACCUGCCCAUCAGGAAUUUGCAGCAAAUACCAGCCCAUAUGCGAAGAAACCUCUUCACGAAUCUUCCCGACAAAUGGAAGCUGGAAGCGUUUCGAAAAUUCUACGAGAAAACAGGGUACCACCUCAAUGACUUUGAAAAAUGGAGCGACUUCAAAGUCUGCAAGUCACCCAAAAUCACGAACAUCAAGCUGGAUAACACGCAGCACAAGGUCAUUGUGAUGGAUAUCCUCACGGAGAUAGAAACCCUCGCCAAACCAGAAAACAUUCCUCUGUCAUUGUGGAGGAUGACAGGGCAAAUGUACCCCAAAAUUAGUUUCGAGGCUAGAACCCAGCUGAUACAAGAAAAAAUGAAGCCGAAUAAUAUAGAGGGGUUGCAACCUGACAAUUAUGACAUCGUCAAUAGAUCAUUUUCGAGCAUAGAAGACUUCUUAUCAUCUAGAGCGUCGACUAUCCCCAAUCGACUAAGCACCACCCCCACCCAGGAGGAGGAGAAGCGUGUAAAUGCAAACACAAGGAAUGUCAAACUAACCAUCCCCCCACGAGAUGCAGUAACCACUCACCGAUCACCCCCUCCAUCCCCUACUCCUCCCUCACGGAACGAGGUGAACGAGGAAACUCAGGAAGAUAGAGAUGCGAGGAUGAGAGGGUCUGCUCAUAAAGCCAACUCUCCAACCUCCUCCCCCACUCACCUGGAAAUAAGCAUGGCUGUAACCAGAACGCUAAGGACCAGGAACCCUAGAAGAACAUACACACCUGAAAAUCAAGAUCGACCCAGAUCCCCGAGGCUAAUCGGGGAUUUUGUGGAGGAGGCGGUGUUAGUUACCCCCUCUGUGAACUUCAAGAUCACUACACAGCCCCUUGUUGAGGAAAUCCCUGCUAUGCCGGCUCACUUCAAUCUGGCAUAUGCAGAGGGACUGAGGAGUCUGCAGAGUGAGGAGAGAAAUAACAGCCUUAUGGAGGUAGAACUGCAUCCGAUGGGGCGAUUGCUGGAGAAAAGGAGGAGAUCGAACGACCCCCUACCAGAUACGGAAGAGAACCAGAGUGGAGCUACCACCAAGCAGGCCAAAGACAAUGAUGGCUUUAUCGUCCCAAAGAAAAGCAGCAAAUGGUCGGAGAUGAUCAAGCAGAGGUGCGAAAUAAAACCAGUUGAGACGGCUAAUAGGUUCAACCCCAUCUCCGACCAGGCCCAGCCUGGCCCUUCUGAGACUAGUGGAAUCAAAGAGACCCGCCCCACUCCCCCUAUUAGCAGUAGCUGUUCCUCCUCCGAGGAUGAAGAGGAGCAGGUACUAAUUACAAAGAGCAACCCCAAGAAAAAUAAGGCAAACAAAAAUAACAAAACACAAAAACUAAAUAAAAAUAACCCAAAAACCAAACAAAAUAAUACUAAUCAACCUAAGAAGAACCAGAAGCCUCCUCCCAUUGUCAUACAAGGGAUAAUCACAGACAGGAGGAGGUUUCUAGAAGAAAUCAGAUCCAUAGCAGAAGAAACAGUUUUCUUUAAAUACGGACACAAUUCCACUUUGCUCUAUGCGGAAAAUGAAGAGGACUAUGUAAAGCUGCGGGAUAAGUUCAAGACUGAAAGUGUCCCUUUUCACACCUAUACGCAAAGAAAAGAUAAGUCUCACGCAUUCGUGGUGCGAGGACUGGACUUCGAGCCUGAGGCCUCUGAAGUCACAACAGACUUACUGGAACAACAUCAAAUAGUGGCCAAGGAAGUCUUCAGGCUUCGGACAAGAAUGGGAGGCAUUAAAAACCUGCCCAUCAGGAAUUUGCAGCAAAUACCAGCCCAUAUGCGAAGAAACCUCUUCACGAAUCUUCCCGACAAAUGGAAGCUGGAAGCGUUUCGAAAAUUCUACGAGAAAACAGGGUACCACCUCAAUGACUUUGAAAAAUGGAGCGACUUCAAAGUCUGCAAGUCACCCAAAAUCACGAACAUCAAGCUGGAUAACACGCAGCACAAGGUCAUUGUGAUGGAUAUCCUCACGGAGAUAGAAACCCUCGCCAAACCAGAAAACAUUCCUCUGUCAUUGUGGAGGAUGACAGGGCAAAUGUACCCCAAAAUUAGUUUCGAGGCUAGAACCCAGCUGAUACAAGAAAAAAUGAAGCCGAAUAAUAUAGAGGGGUUGCAACCUGACAAUUAUGACAUCGUCAAUAGAUCAUUUUCGAGCAUAGAAGACUUCUUAUCAUCUAGAGCGUCGACUAUCCCCAAUCGACUAAGCACCACCCCCACCCAGGAGGAGGAGAAGCGUGUAAAUGCAAACACAAGGAAUGUCAAACUAACCAUCCCCCCACGAGAUGCAGUAACCACUCACCGAUCACCCCCUCCAUCCCCUACUCCUCCCUCACGGAACGAGGUGAACGAGGAAACUCAGGAAGAUAGAGAUGCGAGGAUGAGAGGGUCUGCUCAUAAAUCCAACUCUCCAACCUCCUCCCCCACUCACCUGGAAAUAAGCAUGGCUGUAACCAGAACGCUAAGGACCAGGAACCCUAGAAGAACAUACACACCUGAAAAUCAAGAUCGACCCAGAUCCCCGAGGCUAAUCGGGGAUUUUGUGGAGGAGGCGGUGUAA
Phaedon cochleariae (mustard beetle) is the source of this 2586-nucleotide messenger RNA. The record is from the annotation of a GenBank genome assembly. NCBI's taxonomy places the organism in Eukaryota, Metazoa, Arthropoda, Insecta, Coleoptera, Chrysomelidae.